Diorhabda sublineata is the source of this 762-nucleotide messenger RNA. RefSeq lists its product as uncharacterized. Lineage: Eukaryota; Metazoa; Arthropoda; Insecta; Coleoptera; Chrysomelidae. The coding region runs from base 1 to 762 and encodes 253 amino acids. The record is from RefSeq and is a predicted model, not a curated record. The transcript has 3 exons.
AUGUCCUUAAAAAUUGUCGUGGUAUUUCUUGCAGUAAGUGUCACUGCCAUUUUUUGUAAUGAGGAAGACUCUCUUGCUUUUUGGAAAGGAACGAUUCUGGAUUCUCAUAUAGAAAAGAUCAGGACAGCAUGUGCAGAAAAAGAUAAUAUUGCUUGUUUCCAAUACAACGCUUUCAAAUUUUUGAAUGGAAUAAUCAAAAAAGAUUAUUUUGGGUUCCGUGACAAUAUUGAAGUAAAACCAAACGAUUAUGCAUCCAACGAAGUUGCGUCAAGAUCGUAUGAUAACAUAGAGGACAGUAUUGAAGAUUAUAUAAAAAAACACGAUAUAACCUUCAAAGUACCACUGAUUGGUGAUAUUACAGUUGACUCGACAGAUCUGGAUAACGAAAAAAUAGAUAUCAAAUGGAAUUUGUCAUCAGGUAGAAGUUUGGAAGCUCGCAAGAAGUCAAAAACGAAAAUUAAGAAAAUCCUAGGUCCAAUUUUGAUCUUCCUGCUACUUAAAGCAAUCACCUUGGUACCCCUAGCUCUUGGAGUUUUAGGUUAUAAAGCAUGGAACAGUCUUACAUUAUCAUUCAUGUCGUUCGUUAUAUCAACUGGGUUAGCCAUUUUCCAACUUUGUCAAAAAUUAGCAGCUGACAAUGUUCAACCACAAAUAGCGACGUCUGGGCCUUGGGAAUCAGUUGGAUCUACUCACUGGGCAAGAAAUUUAAAUGAAGAAGAUACCCAGAAAAUGGCUUAUUCUGCUUAUGUACAAGAAAGUUGA